GUUACUGUUGGUUAUAAUUGAAUUUAAAUAGUUAUUGUUAGCAGUUCUUCCCAGAAUUCUAUAUACAUUGUUAGAACAAUUUGUUGUGCUUUCUAUGGGUCCUAAAUUACGUUUAUACGGAAUUUUUCGUGUCUGCACUGCCACUUUUUCCUGACUACUUCCUUUAGUAAUUGCACCAAUACUUUUGAAAUGUGACAUCAAUAUAAGCGAACCUUGUAAUUAGGUAAUCAAUGCUACGUUUGUUGCUUGAUUAAUGCCAUAAUUUGUUGAAUGCCAAUAAGACAGUUAAGCAAUUGGAAUAAUUUUCAACAAACCUGAAAUGCAAUAUAAACAAUUACCGUACACGAACAAUGUAAAAUCUCCAAAAUGGAAUUGUUUAAAUUUAUAUUAUUAAAACUUUGAUCUAUAAUGUUGGCUUUACGUUCAUUACUUUCAAAAAUUGUGAUUUUUUACAGUGAAAAGUAAUUAUUUUUGAAAAGAAUACGUAAAAUGGAUAUGAAAAGUCUAUACUGCGACGAAGCAUCUUCAGAUGUCACAAUUCUAUGCAAUUCCUCAGGAUACAAGAAGACUUUCUUAGCUCACAGCGUGGUUCUAUACAGUUGCAGUAAGAUUUUCAAACAGGUUCUAAACGAAAAAAAGGAAAUUGAUAUGUCAAGUAACCAAAUAUCUACAGUAGCACAGUUACUCAGAUAUAUUUACAUGGGAAAAGUCACAAUUCGAGACUGGAAACAAGCUUUAGACCUUUUAGAUCUAUGUAAUAAAUAUAAUAUAUUAAAUCUUUCAAAAAAGUGCUUGUUGUACCUUCAAAAGAAUCUGAGUCUCAACAACAUUCUUCGUAUCUUUGAUUACGCGUGUUUAAAUAAAGAAAAAGAUUUGCAAGCAAAAUGCUUACAGUAUAUCAAAUUCUAUGCUAUAAUUUUGCUAUAUUUUGAAGAUUUUGUACAUUUGGAUAUGAAAUCCGUGAUUGCCAUAGUAUCACUCGAUGAACUGAAUAUCAGAAGCGAGACAGAUUUAUUCUGGGCUGCUUGGAAGUGGGGUAAAGAAAGUUGUCUUAAAGAAGGUCUAUGUUGCAAAUCGAAGAAUAUAAUUCAACAGAUUCGUCCAAUUCUUCCAUUUAUACGUUUCAAUCAAAUAAACGAAAGAGAAAAGAAAGAUUUGCCGAAAUUCAUAACCAGAAUGUCAGAACAUCAGCAAGAACUUUAUGAAAAGAGGCAAACAGAUGUAUCAAAUCCUGAUAUUUUGGCUAUGAAUCAGUUUGGAUUGGAGAUAACAUUAGACGGUUCCUUUGAUUAUCGAAAGAUUGCCACAUUAGAUAAAGAACUUCAUAUGAUGGUAUUCUCAAUUGAUAAAUCUGGUUUCAUUUUGGGUUUAAAGCUGAGAUUAUGUGGUGAAAAUUUUCAUGAUUCAGGAUUUUGUUUGAAGUUAAUAUCUGUUAACAAUCAAGAAGUAGUUUUAAAAGAGUUUUACGAAAUCGUUGAUGGUAAAACAAUGCACGUUGAUGAACGUACAAAAACUGUAGAAUUAAUAAUUGCAUUGAAGAAGUUAGUUUAUGUCGUCUCUGAUGAACCUUACGAAUUGAUCAUGAAUGGAAAUAAGAACACCAUUUGGUUACCAACAAUGAAAGACUUGAACAAAUCUCACGAUGUUAAUGGGUGUUUACAUUUCUCAUUUUAUUCCAAUGUAAUUGGAAUUCAAACAAUAUACUUCACUGAAGUUGAUGAUAGUCCACUGAUCUUCUCAUUUCAUUCGUAGAUUUUGAAAAUAAAAGACAUUUUACAAGUCAUUCUUCGAAUAGUUAUUUAAAUAAAACUAAAAGAGGAAUCUGACUCCAAUCUUCAUAAUUUAAUAUAAGUAAUUCAAACGGGAUGUACUUUUCUGUACUUUUCUCAUU
This is a messenger RNA of Centruroides sculpturatus (bark scorpion), 1891 nucleotides long. RefSeq lists its product as uncharacterized. The record is from RefSeq and is a predicted model, not a curated record. Bases 490 to 1752 code for a protein of 420 amino acids. Gene Ontology annotation, molecular function: protein binding. Gene Ontology annotation, cellular component: cytosol. Gene Ontology annotation, biological process: neurogenesis. The transcript is spliced from 2 exons. NCBI's taxonomy places the organism in Eukaryota, Metazoa, Arthropoda, Arachnida, Scorpiones, Buthidae.